Brassica rapa (field mustard) is the source of this 4794-nucleotide messenger RNA. Its product is annotated as putative nuclease HARBI1. The record is from RefSeq and is a predicted model, not a curated record. Lineage: Eukaryota; Viridiplantae; Streptophyta; Magnoliopsida; Brassicales; Brassicaceae.
CUUUUAGAUUAAAAAAAUAAUAAAAGCCGACGUUACGCUGAGGUUGAAUCCUUAAUGAAGGAUUUAUUUGCGGUUGAUCCUUGAUGCGCUGGCAGCGUGUGAUUGGAGCGUCGAAGGAAUGUGUUUGGUGAGAGGAAAAAAACGCGUUCAUUUCUCGAGUGUAGCCGGAAAAAAAAACCUUUCCUCCUCUCCCGGCGAUAACAAAGGCGACACUGCGAUCCGGUUUGUUCAAGGUAAAUCGCACCAUUUUAAGUGUAUUUUUUUUGCAUUUGAAGUUGCUGCAUGUCAAUUUAGCCGUGUUUAUGGGUUCGAUUGUUGGGAUCAAUUAGAGUUUUGGUUUAAAAUCGAUUUGGGGAUAAAAUUCAAAUUAGGGUUUUCGUGUCUAUGUUUUUUUUGUGGGGAUCAAAUAGAUUUGAGGUUUGUUAAUCGAAUCGUUUGUGGGGAUCAAAUAGAUUUGGGGUUUAAAUUCGAAUUGGGAUUAAUAUCGAAUAAGGGUUUUCGUCUGUGAAUUUUUUUUCUUACAAAAUUCAUUUCGGGUUAAAAUACGAAUAGAUUUGAGGUUUGUUUAUGGAUUCGAUUCUGGGGAUGAAAUAGAUUUAGGGUUAAAAUACGAAUUAGGGUUUUCGUCUGUUCUUAUUAGUUUCUUGGUUGUUUACCCAGAGGUUUAGUAGGGAUUUUGAUCCGCUUAAACGUUAUUGGUCUUAUAGGUUCUGAAAUGGAGGACGAAUUGAGGGAUAUGAAAGCACCCAAAGCAUACUACAACAUGCUUCAUUUCGUUGCAGAUGCGCAACAGGGGAUUCCCCAGCUGUGCCCCUGUGGAUCUAUCACGAAGGAGGUAGUCGAUGAAGAGAAUACAUAUGACUACCUCCCCGGCAAAAGAUAUUUCAUAUGCAAAGAUUACGAGAAUGACGGGUUGCAUUUCAGACAACCAUGGGUUAUGGGGAUGCAACAAGAGGUUGAGAGACUGAAAGUACGUUUUCACGAGCAGGAGAAGCUUCUGCGAGAGUGCGAAUCACUUAAGGGGCAGGUGCGGAUGCUGCUUAAGCGGGUGGCUGAACUCGAAAAAAGAAACUUACCGGUUUCAAACUCAGGUUAGUGUUUGAACUUACCAGUUAAAAUUCAAAUGGAAAUUAGUUUGUAGUUAGAAAAGAAACUAGGAUUGUGUAACCGUGUAACUUUAGUAGUUGAGAAUAGUUGAAAACAAGCUAGAAUAGUUAAUGUUUCUGAGCAAAUAACUUGCAAGUUUGUAGAUAGGAAACAACUAGGAUUAUUAAUGCACACCAAACCCAUUUAAUUAUGCGUAACUGCAUUGUUUCCUUUAAGCCUAAAACCCAUUUAAUUGUGGUGAGCUGUUCUGAUAGGACUGUUUUCUACUAGGAUUCAAUAGAGUCAUUAUUUAAUCGCCUGUGUUUCUACUAGAGAAACACAGUUUUCUUCCUAAAUGGCGAGAUCCGGUGGUUAUGUAAACCUCGUAAUGAGUCAAGGGCCAGUUAAUCUGGACCCCUGCGACCCUCCUCUCUUUACUGGCCAAAGUUCUGGUGUGUCUAGUGUCAAAGAGAGGAGAAAAUGGACAGUGAAAGAUGAUUUAAUCCUCAUCGGUGCGUGGUUCAACACCAGCAAAGACCCCAUUGUGAGUAAUGAACAAAAGGUAGGUGCCUUCUGGAACAGGAUUGUAGAGUACUACAACUCCAGUCCUCAACUGGUUGGGACCGCCCCACGAGAACUUGGGCCAUGCAAGCAAAGAUGGGCUAGGAUCAACGAGGGAGUUUGCAAGUUUGCUGGUUGUUACGACAUGGCACUGAGGGAGCAGAGAAGCGGGCAAAAUGAGAACGAUGUGAUGAAGUCUGCGUUGGAUAUAUUUGCCAAUGACCAGGGAUCGAAGUUCAACUUCGAACAUGCGUGGAGGGAGCUUCGGCAUGAUGUGAAGUGGUGCUCAACAUAUCUGGAGAAGGACAAACGCAAACCAGCGGAUUCCCAAGCCGACGGUGAAGGGGCAGUGCCUGAGCCAGAGCCAGAAGAGCGACCAAUAGGGGUUAAGGCUGCAAAGGCUGGUAGCAAGAGGAAGAAAACUGGAAAAGAGGAGGAGUUGGCGAAGCUGGAAAAUUUGAUGGAGUUAAAAAAAAAAAUAUCCCAGCAGAGUUUGCUAGAGAGUUUGCUUACAAAGCCCGAUCCUCUCUCUGAGAUGGAAUCAGCUCUGAAAAACAAACUUCUGUCUGAAUUGUUGUAGGGUUUGUUUAGCUCUAACCUAAGUUUCAGCUGUUUCCAUUAGACUAGUUAAAACAAAAACAUGUCUUCUGUUUCCAUUAGAGUUUGCUUGAGAGUUUGCUUACACACGUGAAUUUCUUCUGUUUCAGGUGAAGUACAAGACGAUGUCACGGGUUGAAGACAAAAGCUGGUAUCAAGUCACGGGUUUGUAUGCUCUGUUUGUAUUUUCAUGUCACUAGACCAUGUCACGGGUUGUUUGUAUGUUGCCUUUAUAAAUCUGCUUGUAGACUCAAAUGUUAUGCUAUUUCCUUUGCUCUUCUGCUUCCUUUGUACUCUCUAAAAACGGAUGUAAUGGUGUUUUAGUGGAAUCUAUUUCCUUUGCUCUUAUGCUAUCUCGUUUGCAAUUGUUUCAACAACAACGAUCCCAGCUUGAAAGAAGAAACCUUCCCACCUUCAUCUUCAUCACCGAUAGGAAGGAUAGCCUAAUAUGGCAGAUGAAACCGACCGAAGACUCGAUGCGGCUGUCAAUGAGGAUUUUGAUGAAUAUUUUGAAGAAACAUACAACAGUAUUCUGGAGAAUCGAACUACAAAAAAAAGAAACGUGCGUACGUCGAAAGAAACCGAGAAGCGGGCCACAGCCGUCUAUGGAAUGACUAUUUUAGUGAAGCUCCGACAUUUCCGCCUCAUUUAUUCAGACGCCGUUUCCGCAUGAGCAAGGAAGUAUUCAUGCGGAUUGUCGACACCCUCUCAGCAAAUGCUCCAUUUUUUCAACAAAGAAGAGAUGCAGUCGGAAGGUUAGGUCUAUCAACAUUACAAAAGUGUACUGCAGCUAUCCAUAUGCUUGCGUACGGCUCUGCGGCUGACGCCGUCGACGAAUAUCUCCGACUAGGUGAAAGCACAUCACUUUCAUGUUUAACAAAUUUCACAGAAUGUAUAAUACAACUAUUUGGAAAUGAGUAUCUACGAAGACCCACUCCAGAGGAUCUUCAGCGACUACUCGAUAUUGGAGAGAUACGCGGCUUUCCGGGGAUGAUAGGAAGCAUCGAUUGUAUGCAUUGGGAAUGGAAGAAUUGCCCAACAGCUUGGAAAGGACAGUACACACGUGGAUCGGGAAAGCCGACAAUUGUCUUGGAGGCUGUAGCUUCACAAGAUCUUUGGAUAUGGCACACCUUUUUUGGUCCUCCAGGUACAUUAAACGAUAUUAACGUCCUUGAUCGGUCACCUGUUUUUGAUGACAUUUACCAAGGCCGCGCUCCAAGGGUAACAUACAUGGUCAACGGACACCAGUAUGAUUUGGCUUACUACCUCACUGACGGUAUAUAUCCAAAAUGGUCAACAUUUAUCCAGUCCAUCACACUCCCUCAAGGUCCUAAAGCAGCGUUAUUUGCUAAAGUUCAAGAAGCUACCCGGAAAGAUGUGGAACGUGCUUUUGGUGUAUUGCAAGCUCGAUUUGCGAUAGUGAAAAACCCAGCUCUAUCAUUGGACAAGGAAAAAAUAGGGAAUAUUAUGAGAGCGUGUAUCAUACUACACAAUAUGAUCGUCGAAAACGAAAGAGGUGGUUACACUCAGUACGAUACAUCGGAAUUUGAAGAAGGAGAGUCGAGCAGAAGUUCACAUGUAGAGCAUACUAACAACAUGCCUUCACAUUUCGAUUGGACUAAUGAGUGGGGCGCACCUGUGUUCAUGCGCUACGAACCUGGUUCUGAGCCUGAGGAAAAGUGCUGCUUUCUUCCGUGGAUAAGACGACGUGAGGAUCAAGGACCUUUUCUCACGCCGGAAGAAGAGGAACGCCUGUUUGAAGAACAAGUCGAGAAUAGCCAGGGUUUUGACAUCAACUUUGAGGAGUUCAGCUGCGUUUUUAAUUACGUACCAGUUGAUUUCGAUGAGAACUACUAUUUCAAGGAUACAGACACCACCAGAGGAGUAAUAGAGAGGCUCUCUCCGGAUUCCCGUGAGCUUUAUAAUGAAAGAAUGGAUCAAGGUUAUGAAAUUGUCGAGGUUAUCAAAGCCAAUACUCACCCGACCGGUACUGCUGCCCAUAUGUUUUACAUUACCUUUAGAGCUAAAGAGCUUUCAGAUGAUCAGCCAAAAGACUUCCAAGCUAUGGUCUGCUAUUUCUGUUAUACCUCAAACAAGUACCACUCCUGUGAACUGAAACCCGAGAAGAAAGAUACUAUUAAUUAAUCCAGCGUUUGAAUCAAUCAUUAGUCUGCAGCAAUGUCAUGAAUGGGUUGCGUUGGUGCAUCCUUUUCUACUUUUUAUAAUACUGCGCUCUACUUAUCUGGACUGUUUUGGCAGUUCACUCCAUUGAACCUGCUGAGAAAGAAGACGUCAAGAAAGUCAGGCUGACACAGGAGGUAUCUACUGCCUAAUCAUGCAUGGUGGUGAGACGACCGAGUCCAGCUAUGUAUCGAGACUUGUACUAGGUUUACCAUUUGCCUUGUUCGUUUGGUGUGUUCGAAGUUCAACUUCUGCUUUUGUUGUUCGUUUGGGGCUUUCGAAGUCCCCUAGUUCUGUUGUUUUUGUUAUUCAAACAUUAGCUAGUUCUGCUUCGAACUAGUGACUAGUAAAUAUGAUUACCUUUUUGAA